AUGACGAGCCACUUUGGUGGGGCACCAGCUCUCGCCUCUUCAGGGCCGUACUCUCAAUCGGCGUACCCGACGGUUCAACCUUCGUUGCAACAUCGGCGCACCUCACUCGAAGAUGACACGAGAAGGUCAACCAGAGUCGACCCUGGUGCUGCCAAGGCCGACCAAAUCGUCCAGGUGUGUGAACUCGCGCCUAUCAUGUUGGGCUGAUUCUGAUUAGCGGCAGGGCCGAGCUAACCGCUGCCGCCGAUCCACCAUUCGCUCAGCAUUUCUACUCCAAAACAUGCACGAUCGUCACUCAGUCGCGCAUGACACAUCUCCAAACCGACGAAGGCGGCCUUUCUCCGUCGAUACCGAGCUCGACAGCUGGAGCAAAACGAUCCCCCCUUCCCGCCUCGGGAUCGACCGCCAGAAAGGCCAGCACACCCGCCGAGAGGAUUAAAUCGGUACAUAAAUGGGUGAGUAGCACCAUCUACUUCUUUUCAGCAGGGAUUGACUUUACAUUGACUGAACGUCGUGAUGCGGCCUUCUUCACAAGUUCAAUAUUGAACUGGCGGAUUCGGACGUGUUUCGGAACGAGCUCAAGACUUGGCGCUCGGUGUCGGCGCUCUACUCGCAUACAAACUCGCCCUCCUCGUCGUCCCAUCCAACGCUGAUAACAGACCCUCCCGUCGUAACGGCUGUACCCCCGAUGAUCCUCGACGUCCUGCUCGAUACCCAGGAGAUGCUGCCCAAUCAAGUCCUGGUCCUGUCCGAUCACCGGGGACGCCGCGUCCGGGUCGACCCUACCUUUGCUAAAGCCUCUCGGCGGACUUCCAACACCUCCUUGCCACCGAGCGGUGUGCGAUCACCUCUGGCCACUGGUCCGAGCAGCGGCGGAGCUCGGUCGCAUGCCACCUCUGCACCUGCGACGGUCGUGCUCGAGCGAUGGACUUUGUCGCUUACCCCACAUCCACCGACGUCGCUCCACCCAUCACCCUCGAGCGCGUCGCCAGUUCCAACCACAGCGGACCUACCCGCAGUCUACAAACGCGCGAUCGUGCACUUUCGGGCGCUCUACUCGACUGCGCGUGUUUUGCCCUCGUGGAACCUGCACCGGAGGCUGGCGAGACGGAGGGCAGGGAAUGGUGUCGUUGGUGGAGGGGUAUUGAUGAUAGGCUGCAGGAUGAGCAUGAGCGAGCAGGAGAUGUCGAACGAAGAGGGGAAAGAGGGCGAAGUCUCCUUGGAUACGCCCAUAAGCGAGGGCGAAGGCGAGCAAGUCACAGAAACGAUCGACUUUCCCGUCGUGGCAACUCCUAUUGGGUGAGUGUGUUACGGCUAAGCUCGACCGGAGGUUACAUGCUGAAACCCUCUCGGCGUGGUCACGUCUCGCAGCGGCCUGAAACUCGUGUGCACAUAUCGUAUCAAUGCCGACUUUGCCGUCGAGGACAUUGAGACUCUGCUCAGUUCGCGCUUCAUCGACGAAGACUUCUUCAAGCCGACGAUGGCACGGUACCAGCAGGAUCCAGCUUUCGCCGCUAUGGAUCGACCCGGUUCGUUGCCUACCUCAGCAAAAAAUCGGACCCUCAUCUCUCCGUCGACCUCACCUCCGAUGACAGGCUUCGCACCCAAACCAUCCUAUGGAUCACUAUCUUCGAGGCACCACCUCACCUCGGCCCCGGUUGCCAUCAGUCCUAGCAACGGCGCCGUCAUCACCCAAGCGUCGACGGCGAGCUCCCAGCGCGAAGGAAGUGCAUCGAGCAGUGGCAAGCUGAGCAUUUCCGGUUCGAGUACGGGUAUAGGGAGCCAUGCCGUCGAGCCAGCCUUCAUUUCGCUGUCUCGCACACGCGGGGCAUCCUAUUCGAGCCAGAUCCAGCGCGCUACAAGUGGGGGAACGGCUGCGCAGCAGAUUCAGGGCAGCUCGUCGCUCCGACGGCCCUCGUUCACAGCCUCCAACUCGUCGCCCGUCUCGAGUUCGCCGAUCUUUCGCGCUUCCUCUUACCUUUCUUCACCACCGUUGCCCCAGCAUGCGCUGUCAUCGUCGCCCUCGAUUGGGCCGACUUCGAACAUCCACCGGUCAGGUGGCCAAAGCUCCACCAACACCCCUUCGUCGCUCGGCCUAGGGUUUGCUCGGCAGCAGCAGUACUACCAACAAGAAGUCGGUUUUGUACCAGCGCCCAGCUCGGGUACGGGUGCUUCAUCGGGGACAAUGACCACCGGAUCCACGCCGAUGAACAUGGUAGCUCGGUCUCCCCUCUCCGGCGCGACACAGACAGCCCCACGCCCCAUUCCCUCACCUUCCUCUGCUAUUGCUAUGCCGCGGUAUUCGUCCGGUGGGGGAAGCUACUCUCGCUCGUAUGGGCGAGGUUCGUCUGGCCCCGGGUCGUAUGGCUCUCUAACGGGAGGAGCUCUGACAGGUGAUCAGUGGGGCGAACGAAGGGCGUCGCUAACUGCGACGGGUCAAGCCCAGGCAAGAACACCCUUCGGUGCUUCCGAACCCGAUCCCAAAAAGUUCCUCGAGACCGCUGAGGACGACUCGGACGACAUCAACUCCUUCUUAGGCAUGAUCGAUUCGCGGCCCGAGUUGUUGAAGUCGAGCAUGAUCGCCUCGAAAGCGUCUCCGAGCGGCAGUGGUGGUCCCGGCGCCGACAACGGAGGCGAACUUAGUACACGGAGUCAGGUCGACGAACAAUUGCGAGCUUUGCGUGGAUCGGUCUACGUCAACUUGGGCGCGGUCGGUGCUAGUCCUCCUUUCGGCGGAGGAAGCGCUGCUUCGGCUGGUCUGGGCCUUUCGACGUCUGGAGGCCCCGGCGGGAACCGAACGUCUUCGAUGAGUAGUUUGAGGCGACAGACCAGUCGACAGGCCAUCGAGGAAGAACCAAGUCAGACUGGACCUCCGCUUGGGGAAGGAAGGCCUGAGUCGACGACUGCGCGCCACGCCUCGGUGGAUCAAGUGCUGCGUCCCAUGCCGAAUACUCCACGGUACUCGGCACCCGGCACGGCCGCCACGACGGCAACGACGACGAUAACGUCGGUUGCAUUCCCGCAGUACACUCCUAAUUCUUCCAGAACUCGCAAGCCCACCCCCGCGGUCACCACCACCGGGUUUGACUUGACCUCGCACAUCCCCUCGGCAUCUGCUUCUUCGCGAGCAUCCCCCGCCAUCCCUGCUCUGGAAGGGCCGCCCUCGGGCACCGGUUCGAUGACGGUAGCGCCUUAUGACUCCCCAAACACGAACACGGGCCACUCUUCGGUGACAUCGUUCAAUUCGGUUCGGUCGUCGAUAUCAGGAUACACCGCUGAGGAGGAAGCGGUGGGGCGACUCGAACUCGGCGAUCCGGAUGAUGAACCGCCGCAGCGGCAGGAGGGAGGGUAUGAUCGACGGUCUAGCUCUAGGGAAACCGAGGAAGAAAACGCGGGCAACAGGGGUCGGCACAGCCAUGCGAGGGAGGCGCCCGUGGCCCACACGCCCGCCGGAACCCUGUGGACCCUCCAUAAUCCCUCUGGUGCGGCCGCGGGAAGUCGAGAUCCUACCCCGGCUGGGCGUCCUACGGGAACGACGACGACCAUAGCGUCGCUUCCGCAUCGACCGAGGCAUCAGACGGAUUAUUUCUCGACGACGAGUCAUGGCGCUCGAACAGCCCAGGAGGACGAGGAGGCGGUCUCGCCCGAUGUGGAGGUGGAGGAACAGCCUGCUCGGAGUCCAGGCGAGGCGCCUUGGAUGGAUUAG
Molecule: messenger RNA, 3706 nt
Organism: Microbotryum saponariae
Lineage: Eukaryota; Fungi; Basidiomycota; Microbotryomycetes; Microbotryales; Microbotryaceae
Source: the annotation of a GenBank genome assembly